CAUCUAUUCAUCCAUCCUCCCAGGGCAAAAGAACAAACCUGCGUAAGACGAGCUCGGAUCGCAUCAACCACGGAAUGCGUGUGCACUUUAACUCUCUGGCUCUUCUGUUGGACUCCUCUUUAGAGGGCGAGUAUGACCUCGUCCAGAGGAUCAUAUAUGAGGUAGAAGACCCCAGUUUACCCAAUGAUGAGGGCAUCACUGCUUUGCACAAUGCUGUGUGCGCUGGACACGCGGAAAUCGUAAAGUUCCUGGUGCAGUUUGGAGUGAAUGCGAAUGCCGCAGACAGCGAUGGAUGGACUCCCCUGCACUGCGCUGCUUCUUGUAAUAACGUGCAAGUAUGUAAGUUCCUGGUGGAAUCAGGAGCUGCUGUAUACGCCACAACCUACAGCGAUAUGCAGACAGCGGCAGACAAGUGCGAGGAGAUGGAAGAAGGUUAUGCCCAAUGCUCACAGUUUCUCUAUGGUGUGCAGGAGAAGAUGGGCAUCAUGAACAGGGGCAUUGUUUAUGCCCUGUGGGACUAUGAUGCUGAGAGUCCGGACGAGUUGUCCUUUAAGGAAGGAGACUGCCUGACCAUCCUACGAAGAGAGGACCGUGAAGAAACAGAGUGGUGGUGGGCGAGAUGUGCUGACAAUGAGGGCUAUAUACCUCGCAACCUCCUCGGGUUAUACCCCAGAAUCAAGCCCAGACAGAGGAGCCUUGCAUAAACUCUCCAAAUCAGCGCUUAUGUGCCUGGAGUUUUGUCUAUCAUUUCAACAGUCACUUAGUUCUGCAGAGCAAAAGGACAUUUUGAAGAUGAACGCAUUACAUUUACAUGGUGAAGAAAAUAAGAAUAGUUUCAUGUUGGUAUGUUAUACAUGUUUUUAAGGUUAAAAGCUUUGGUAGAAAAGGUAGACAUAGAUGCAUAUUUCAGAAGCAGUUUCAAGCAUGUAUAGUAAAGUGAAAGAGGAAUGAAGAAUUUAUGAAUGGUACAGAUGCAUUAAUAGUCAUCUGAGUAUUAUAUCUCAUAUGAAGGAUGUCAGAUUUAGUAGUGUAAUUUUUCAUCUUUUUGAACAAAGUUUCUGUAUUCACAAAUGCUGAUUUGUUUCACAAAGUGCAAAACAAAAAGCAUUCAUCUUUUGAAGGAAAAUAAAGAGUUUUAUAUAAUUUUUUUUUCCUGUUUAUUUUAUUCAUAAUGCCAUGUUAUGUAAACCUAUUCUUAUGGUGCUUGCUGCUAUGCUACAACAGUGUGUUCUGUGAACAAUUAACAAUUUAUUGCGCAAAGACAGCUUUCAUUUAUCAUAAUAAAACUUGUCAAAACUCUUGACUCACUGUUUU
Messenger RNA from Sinocyclocheilus grahami, 1314 nucleotides. Its product is annotated as apoptosis-stimulating of p53 protein 2-like. NCBI's taxonomy places the organism in Eukaryota, Metazoa, Chordata, Actinopteri, Cypriniformes, Cyprinidae. Gene Ontology annotation, molecular function: p53 binding. The coding region runs from base 75 to 704 and encodes 209 amino acids. The record is from RefSeq and is a predicted model, not a curated record. Gene Ontology annotation, biological process: regulation of apoptotic process. Gene Ontology annotation, cellular component: nucleus. The transcript is spliced from 5 exons.